UCUUCCUGUUUUCUCUCUGCCUUGUUCAUUUAAAUUUCGUUGCUUUUCCACUCAAUUCGCACUCUUUAAUUUAUUUUUGCUGGUUUCUCUUCUUCUUUUUGUACCCCAAAAAAAAAAAAAAAAAAUCCCUCUUUUCCGAAUUGGAACGAUUAUAUAUGCAUGUAGUUCAGUGUUCGUGAUGGAUUUUACGAAACUCAAAAGUAUAAAUUGGGUUGGAAACAUUUACCAGAAAUUUGAAACAAUCUGCCAGGAGGUGGAUGGUAUAGUGAAUCAGGACACAAUUAAAUAUGUUGAAAAUCAGGUGCAGACAGUGGGUAAAAGUGUGAAGAAAAUUUCUAAUGCCGUCCAAGAUUUACUUCCUCCGGUUAAACAUGAUGCUAACGGUGUGGCGGAGACACAGAAGUCUGCCAUUAGUGCUAAGUCAAGGAAAAAGGUAACGCAAAAUUCUUUGGAUGUAACUUCAAAGCAAUCACCUACAGAGCCCAAUGUAAAGGAUCCUGUGAGAGACCAGCUGAGUCCGGUCUCUACGGAAUAUGACCUUACAGACCAACCUAGUCUUCCAACGAUGAAUACUCUUGAAGUGGCCGAGUCAGAUUUAUCUGUGGGAAAGAUCGACAAAGUUUUGGCAACUGAGAAGUCUUUAGUUGCAAUUGAAAAGCAAUCUCCUACAGAGCCCAAUGUAAUGAAUCCAGUGACAAACCAGCCCAGUCUUGUCUCUAGUAAAUAUCACCCUGCCGAUCAACCGAGUUCUCCAACUUUAAUAGAUACUGUCAAGGUGCCAGAGUCUGACUCAUCUGUGGGGAAGGUUGAUGAAGUUUUGACCAGUGAAGGUUCUGUAGAUGUGACGGAAAAUCAAUUGCCUACAAAGCUAAAUGCAAUGGAUCCUGUAACAAACCAGCUGAGUGUUGUCUCUGGUAAAUAUUACCUUCCAGAUCAACCUAGUUCUCCAAUUUCAGUGGACAGUCUUAAGGUGUCAGAGUCCAACUUAUCUGUGGGAAACAUUGAUGGCGAUUUGGAUAUUGAAAAUUCUUUAGAUUCACCUGAAAAGCAAUCACCUAUGGAGCCCAAUUUAAUGGAUCAUGUGACCAAACAGCUGAGUCUUGUUGGCAGUAAAUAUUACCUUGCAGAUCAACCUAGUUCUUCUGCAGUGGAUACUCUCAAAGUGUUAGAGUCCGAGUUAUCUGUGGAAAAUAUUGAUGAAGUUUUGGCAAAUGAAAAUUCUUUAGAUGCAACUGAAAAUCUAAAACGUACAGGCCCCAAUGUAAUCGAUCCAUGCCAGCCGAGUCUUGUCUCCAGUAAAGAUAACCUUGCAGGUCAACUUAGUUCUCCUGCUUCCAUGUAUACUCUUGAGGUAGUGGAGUCUGACUUGUCUGUUCCAGAGAUUGAUGACGUUUUUACCAAUGAAGACUCAGCUGCAAACAAUGAAGAAACUGCCGUAAAAGUGUCUGCACCUAUAUUAGAGGAGUUAACUUCUCCUUUUGUGGCAGAACACUCUACAGCGUCCCCACACGGGGUAUUUUCUCAUAGCAAUCAUGAAAAUAGAUGUGCUGAUUUGCCUGAGGUUGCACCUGUAACCCCUGCAUAUGGAUUGGAGUUUGAGUCUGAGCAAAAGUCGACUGUUUGUAAUAAGUCUUCAGAUGAAACUGAGUAUGUAUCUGGUGCUUCAAGUACUACUUCUGAAAUUGCCUCUUCAGUUGUAUCUGGGGAAAACGCUAUAGAGAAUAUGGAACUUGCAUCCUUCAGCAGCUCCAAUGCAAAGGAAUCACUUUGGCUCGCUGGGUAUCCAUCUGAAAACUUAUCCCUGGAAGCUGUUGAGGUGGCUGGGUUUGUAUCUAAUGAUUCUAAUGGGCUCCCAUCAUCUGCUUCACCUUCAACCGUGUCUGGUGAGAAUAAGGACCUCGGUAUGGGACUUUCUUCUUUCAGCAGUGUCAUAUCACCCGAAUCAGUAGCAGAAGGCACUUCCAGAACGGCAGAGAUCAUGCCUCUGACAGUACCAUCUAGAAAGCAGCAUGUUCAAAUCUGCGACUCUGUUCAGUAUGGUGCUCUUAGGUUGUCUUUAGAUAUUGGAUGUUCAGAUGAAUCAAGCAGCGAUUCUUCUCACUUUCCUAUGGAAACUAUUGAUUUGCAUGAUAAGGUAAUGCUGGAGGAGAGGAAUGUCGGUUUCCACAAUAAGGUGAAGCUGGAGGAGAGCUGUGUCAUCAUAGACGAUAGCGUCCUGCAUGCUGUCUCUAGCCGAGCAAGAAAACAAAGAUCAUACAAGAAAAGAAUCCAGGAUGCUUUUACACCAAACAAGAGGUUGGCAAAGGAGUACGAACAGCUAGCAAUUUGGUUCGGAGACAGUGAUAUAGAUUCCAGCCAUAGCCAAGGAGCACUCUCGAACAUGAAAAAGUCGGAAUUUGAUGAUGCCUGUGAUUUUGAAUGGGAGCUCCUGUAAGUAAACCAACUCAUCCCUGUAAAUAAUUGGAUCGGUUAAAGGGCUGCUUGCCUUAGCAGGUAAAUAUGGUGGAAAGUUACAUACCAAACCGAAUGUAUAUAAUUGAAGAUGAUGCCUCUACAUAAAAUAAAUUAGUUAAGCAUCACGGUAUUGAGUUCUAGCUGGUCAGUAUUGUUUCCGGAUAUUAUCUUCACCGGUUUUUUGCUGGUUGAAGAGGAUGAACAAAUGGAUUAUAAAUAUUGUGUCUA
Pyrus x bretschneideri (Chinese white pear) is the source of this 2682-nucleotide messenger RNA. RefSeq lists its product as uncharacterized. The transcript is spliced from 6 exons. The record is from RefSeq and is a predicted model, not a curated record. The coding region runs from base 179 to 2434 and encodes 751 amino acids. NCBI's taxonomy places the organism in Eukaryota, Viridiplantae, Streptophyta, Magnoliopsida, Rosales, Rosaceae.